Messenger RNA from Cooperia oncophora, 1350 nucleotides. The record is from the annotation of a GenBank genome assembly. Lineage: Eukaryota; Metazoa; Nematoda; Chromadorea; Rhabditida; Trichostrongylidae.
AUGUUCUUUUUAUUAAAUUCCACACUGGUUUUGACUGCUUUUUUCUCCACCUGCUCGGAAAUGGUACUACAAAACUUUUCAAUUUUUCCAGAACUCAUCACAGAGGCUAUGUCAUCCACGGAAAAGGCUGGCGAUCAGCCGAUUCCUUUGGCACAACGAAUUUUAGCACUGCAGAUGAAAAACAGGAAGAAACUGCAUAUGUACGAGGCUAGCCGAACGUCACAAAGCGAAGGAAAUAAGGAGAACAGCCUGUUAUCGACCUCGAUCACUGCCCGUCAGAAUAAGACUGCACCUCCUGGCCAAAUGUUCGAUAUGAGCAAGAUCAACGACAGUCUAGCAAGUGCACCUCACAAUAAAAGUAGUAGCUUGUCUUCUGGAAGGGAUGCGAUUUAUACGCCCUCGCAAAAAGCCAGACGACCGCCUGUACCAACACCAACGUCUAGGCAGCUCUCAUCAAUUUCUGAACGACAUGCUGAAAAAGAGCACAGCGGAAAUCGAUCACGAGCAUUGGAAUGUGACAAUCGGUUUGCGAUGGAUGCGCAAGUAAAAUCUAGGAGCAAAAGUGUGGGUUCGAAGGAGUCUCGAGCGCAUGGUGAUGCCAUCCCGCAGUCAGCUGGUGGAAUGCGCCCAUCACUUUCUACAUCGUCCUUACAAAACAAAUAUAUCUCUAUAAAUAAUCACAGCUAUAUAUGGUUGAGCUUACUUGGAAAAGGUGGCAGUAGUCGUGUAUAUGAAGUGUUUGACGACUCACGAGGCGAAGUCUGCGCAUUGAAAAGUAGUGGACCUGGGAGACGACCUUCAGUACGCCAAUGUUACUUGAAUGAAAUUGAGCUGUUGAAGAGCCUCCAAGGCAGCCCUUAUGUUAUCAAAAUGCUUGAAUACGAACUACGUGAAGAGGAGAACACUUUAUAUGUGGUUAUGGAGAAAGGUGACGUUGACUUGGCGACUUUCUUGAAAACGAGACGCACAGAAAUUGAUUCGUCGUUCAUCAAAUAUCACUGGAAUGAAAUGCUCCGUUGUGUGAAAGUCAUACAUGACAGAAAGAUCGUCCACUCAGAUUUGAAACCAGCAAACUUUCUGCUUGUAAAGGGAACUGUUAAGUUGAUUGAUUUCGGAAUUGCUGCAGGAAUCCCAAAUGAUAUGACUGCCGCUGUAAAAGAGAGCCAAAUGGGCACGUUAAGUUACAUGGCACCGGAAAUUUUGCUAGGAGGAAACGGUGAUGGAAAGGUCAAGCUCCCGCUGAAGGCAGACGUUUGGUCGUUAGGAUGUAUACUUUACAAUAUUGUCUACGGCAGGCUUCCUUUUACAAUGAAAAGCCAAACUGCUAAGGUUAGUCCCUUCUCGCUGUGA